Molecule: messenger RNA, 1209 nt
Organism: Westerdykella ornata
Lineage: Eukaryota; Fungi; Ascomycota; Dothideomycetes; Pleosporales; Sporormiaceae
Exons: 1
Coding region: 1-1209 (402 amino acids)
Biological process (GO): protein phosphorylation
Molecular function (GO): protein kinase activity; ATP binding
Source: RefSeq, a predicted model, not a curated record
AUGGGUCGCCCUUUCGAGACAUCAAUACCACCAUGGGGAGGUCGCCCAUACUUGGUGUCCAGGUUUCGCUCCACCACUCUUACAAACCGUAUCCUAGGAAUAUUUCUUUUCAUCCUGACAUUAUUACACGGACAGCACCUAUUCUUCUUCUAUCGCAGCGAACUGGGUGCAAAAUAUUCCCCUACAGAGUUUGCAAGACCAGAUAGAGCGAUACGGGAAACCGAGGCCUCACACUUGGAGUUCGUGGAUACGCUGUUGGCUCAUCGAAAUCAAUGGCAGGUUCUGGGUUCGGGGUGGGAAGGCAAGACGUACACCUUUAACUCCUCGGUGAUUAAGACAUUUGUCCCAGGACAGAGCCCCUUUCGAAACUGCGUUUCGGGUGACCCGAACAUGAGAUGGCCAGCGGAGAUCCCUGCCUCAGUGGAAGUUGGAGGAAUAUGGAGCGCAGAAGCUGACGCGAAAGAGAAGUACCCAUCUGGGUUCCUGCCUGUGCAGGCUUAUUUCAUGGCCACUUCCUUACCACGAAGGGCUCCAGAAUGGCAUCUGGUCACUCCUCUGGUUGCCGGUGGAAAUCUCCCCAGUCUAGCUAAAAGAUUACGCCAACAAAGCUCAUCCAACAGCUUCAGCCAACUGGACUUGACCUACCGUGCGACGUUCCAUAAGCUCCUUCGCACAAUGGAAACACUUCACAGGAAAGGGUUCUGUCACGACGAUAUCAAACCUUCGAACAUCUUUGUGGAAAGCGACACACAGUGGAUUCUGGGCGAUCUUGGGAACGUACGCCAACUUAGCCAUCCAUAUCACUCUUCGCACCUUUGGAUAGAGGACAACAAGCAACUCGCCGAUUGUAGGGCAAACGAUGUCAUCCGGGUUCUUAAAUCCUACCUGCAGUUUCUCCGGACGGCUAGUAACAACACUGAGCAGCUUGACCUAGCCCUGGUGCAUGGAACCGGCAGUCUCGGCCGGCUCUUCUGGUGGACUCUCGCCAAUGCUUCAACCAUGAGUGCCGCCGAACUCAAACUACGCUCAGACAUUGAACGUCCAUCGCAGUUCACAGAGCGACCUGAGGCCAUUGUGCAUUCGUAUAUAGGCCGGCGAAUGGCGUUGUCGAAAAUGGUCGACGAAUUGUUGAAAACCAAAUUCGUCGAGAGGAGGGCACGAUGGGCUGCGUUGACCGGGAUCUUGGGAGUGCCUGUGAAGGAGUGCUGA